AUGAAGUUCCAGUACAAAGAAGACAACGUUUUCGAGAAAAGGAAGACUGAGGGCGAGAAAAUCCGGAAGAAGUAUCCUGACAGGGUCCCGGUGAUCGUUGAGAAGGCACCUAAAUCGCGUAUCGGCGAGCUCGACAAGAAAAAGUACCUGGUACCCUCCGACCUGACGGUCGGCCAGUUCUAUUUCCUCAUCAGAAAGCGCGUCCACUUACGUCCCGAAGACGCCCUGUUCUUUUUCGUCAACAACGUCAUUCCACCAACCAGUGCCACAAUGGGAUCAUUGUAUAAUGAUCACCGCGAAGAAGAUUACUUCUUGUACAUUGCGUACAGCGAUGAAAAUGUCUAUGGACGAGUGUAA
Macrosiphum euphorbiae (potato aphid) is the source of this 357-nucleotide messenger RNA. Lineage: Eukaryota; Metazoa; Arthropoda; Insecta; Hemiptera; Aphididae. The record is from the annotation of a GenBank genome assembly.